UAAUUGAUCUAAUUAAAUAUUCAUUGUUUGAAAAUGGUGAGUUUAGUUUUAAAUUUUUGCAUGUUUGAUGAUUUAUUUAAGGUAGUGAGGCUGCAGUGUAAGACUGGACGUUUCAUUUUGUCCAAUAUAAAGUCCUCCACUACACUGAGGGACCUGCAGGCUGCCAUUAAAGAUAAAACAAAUGUACCACCUGAGCAACAAAAAAUAUUGCACAGUUAUCCUCCGAAAGAGAUUGAGUCAUAUGACAGCAAGUUAACAAUGGCUGACAUUGGCAUCAAGGAUGGAGACACUGUCACUCUGCAAGAGCUUCAGCAACCAAGAGGACACCGACCAAGAAAACAGCGACAACCAGUUGCUCAGUUAGAAGCAGAUAAAGAUGUAUUAAUUACUGGAGAGAGUAAAGUUAUUAGUGAUAACACAUCAUCAGGUCCACAAUCAUCAUCAUCUUCAUCAUCAUCAGUAUCUACAGCAAUAGGAGAACUGAGACGAAAAGUUGUCCCGGCAGACAAUUCCUGUCUUUUUGCAAGUGUAAA
Amphimedon queenslandica is the source of this 533-nucleotide messenger RNA. RefSeq names its product ubiquitin thioesterase OTU1-like. Gene Ontology annotation, cellular component: nucleus; cytosol. Gene Ontology annotation, biological process: endoplasmic reticulum unfolded protein response; ERAD pathway; protein deubiquitination. Gene Ontology annotation, molecular function: cysteine-type deubiquitinase activity; protein binding. The annotation marks the transcript as partial. The transcript has 4 exons. The record is from RefSeq and is a predicted model, not a curated record. NCBI's taxonomy places the organism in Eukaryota, Metazoa, Porifera, Demospongiae, Haplosclerida, Niphatidae.